AUGUCUGAAAAAGAGAAAUAUGUGGCUUCUCACACUGCUAAUGCUUCCCACUCUGAGAAGCAUGAUGAUGCAAAUGUUGUGAUUGAUCUAGAGGAUGGUAGCUUUGAUGAUCAAGAGGAAAUCUUGAUCCAUCACAUGAAGCCAAGUGUGGUUAAACGCAUGAAGACUCACAAAGGAAAAUAUGUGGCUGAACUUAUGUCAGCUAGAAAAGCCAAGAAGACUGCUGGUAUUGGUCCCUCCAAACCAUGGAGCAAGGUUGAAGUAAAGAAGAGGAAGGUUAAAGAUGAUUCUGAGCCUGUAGAGGAUGUUGAGGAAGAUGUCCCUGACAUCUUGCCUGCAAAGAAAACUACUGUUAGGAAGUCUCCUGUUAAAGUUCCUGUUGUUCAUUUGGAUAAAAUCUCUUUCCAUCUUGAGGAUGGAACAGCUAAGUGGAAAUUUGUGAUUCAGAGAAGGGUAGCUGUGGAAAGGAAGUUGGGAAAACAUGUUGUUGAUGUCAAGGAGGUCAUGAACCUGAUAAAAGUUGAUGGGUUGUUAAAGGCUGUUGUCGGGUUCUCUCAAUGCUACGAAGGUUUAGUCAAGGAAUUUAUUGUUAACAUUCCUGAGGAUAUUUCUGAUAAGAACAACAAUGAGUUCUACAAGGUGUAUCUGAGGGGUAAGUGUAUAACAUUUUCUCCUACUAUUAUUAAUAAUUUUAUAAGCAGAGAUAAUGAGGGUGCAGGAGAACUAGAAGUUAUAGACAAUCAGGUCUGUCGGGAGAUUACAGCUAGGCAGGUGAAAGUUUGGCCUGUUAAAAAGCAUCUUCCUGCUGAGAAGUUGACUGUCAAGUAUGCUAUCCUGCAUAAAAUAGGAGCUCCUAAUUGGGUCCCUACUAACCAUAUCUCCACCAUUGCAAAUACCCUUGGGAGGUUUAUUUUUGCUGUUGGAACAAAAGUGAAAUUUGACUAUGGUAGAUUUAUGUUUGAACAAAUCAUCAAGCAUGCAACUACUAAUGCAGUUAAGCUGCCAAUUGCUUUUCCCUCUAUGAUUUAUGGAAUUAUAUUGAAUCAACAUCCUGGUAUUAUGUGCUCUAAUGACUUACCUAGUAGAAGAAAACCUACUAUGUCUGUGCACUACAAACUGUUUGAAGGAAGUCAUGUCGAGGAUAUUAUCCUGACAUCAGCCAUGAAGAGGUCCACCUCAAAAGUUGGAGCAAUUCCUGAGCUUAAGGAGACAUUAGCAUGUUGA
Messenger RNA from Lathyrus oleraceus (garden pea), 1224 nucleotides. RefSeq lists its product as uncharacterized. Lineage: Eukaryota; Viridiplantae; Streptophyta; Magnoliopsida; Fabales; Fabaceae. The coding region runs from base 1 to 1224 and encodes 407 amino acids. The transcript has a single exon. The record is from RefSeq and is a predicted model, not a curated record.